AGGGAAAGAGAGAAGUGAGAUGGGAACCAGAGGGUGGGAGGAAGAGAAAGGAAAGGGGUGAUGCUCUGUGUGUGUGUUUGGCGGGGCGGGGUGGGGGGGUUGUGAUAAGAGCAACAGUAGGAGGAGGAGGAUGAGCCGCGGGACCGCCCCGCUCUCGGGCGGCCAUAAAUAGGAGGCGGCCCGUCGGAGUCGGCCGCUUUCUCGCCAAGGAUGAGGAUGAGAUCCCCCGAACGGCGGCUCCAGCCUCACUCCGGCAGCGACGCGGGGGAGGAGAGCGGCCUGACGGCGACCCGAGACCGGAUGGACGCCGAGACGCAGACGGAACCCGUCGUGGUCUUGUCCUUGGCCCAGGCCGCGGUUCUCGGACUCAUUUCGCAGAACGAGGUUUUUGGAGCCACCGUCGCUCCCGACGGCUUUUACGCGGGAGACUCCAAAGGGGACGAAGCCGGCGAGUACGAGUAUGCCCAUCAGCUGAUCGGGGCCAACGGGGACUACCUGCCCGAGCCCGUCGGGGAGCGGGGACGGCCGAGCCCCCGCCGACCGGGGACCGAGAGUUGCGGAGAGCGGGCGACACGCCCGCCCCAAACUGCCGCUCCGCCGGCUCCAGUUAAAGGGGAGCCGACGGAGUCCGAGACGUCUGCCGGUGGCGGGUGCGUCCCCGAUGCCGAUGCCGCGAGCUUUCCGAGAGCGCCGGCCGGUGGAAAUUGCGCUUGGCGCGCCGGAGCCAGCUCCCUGCCCCGGGGACCGCACCCGGAGGAAAGCCGCAAGGAGGAGCCGGAGGCCCUCAAUCUCAAGACGGACAAGAAAUACGCGCAAGCCGACGAGGCGGCCUACCGCUCGGCGGGGGACUACGAGGAAAGCGGGCGAGCCGCGGCGUGGUCGGACCCCGAAGGGCUGGCCCGGCGCGUGCAGAUGGACCGUCUGGACAUCAACGUCCAGAUCGACGAGUCUUACUGCGUGGACGUGGGCGAGGGCCUGAGGCGCUGGAAGUGCCGCAUGUGCGCCAAGUCGUACACGUCCAAGUACAACCUGGUCACUCACAUCCUGGGCCACAACGGCAUCAAGCCGCACGAGUGCGCCCACUGCGGCAAGCUCUUCAAGCAGCCCAGCCACCUGCAGACGCACCUGCUCACCCACCAGGGGGCGCGGCCCCACAAGUGCGGCGUCUGCGACAAGGCCUUCACGCAGACCAGCCACCUGAAGCGCCACAUGCUGCGGCACAGCGACGUCAAGCCCUACAGCUGCCGCUUCUGCGCCCGCGGCUUCGCCUACCCCAGCGAGCUGCGCAGCCACGAGGGCAAGCACGACGACGGCCGCUGCCGCGCGUGCGGCCGCCACGCUGCCGCUGCCGCCGAGUUCCCCGCUUGCGGGCAGCUCAAGCGCCACCCGGCCGGCCAUCAGGCCGCCGCCUACUGCUGCGGCGAGUGCCGCAAGGCCUUGGCCUACCGCGGCCAGCCGCGCAACCACGCCGUCAAGCGCCGCGACGUCCGGCCCUACCUUUGCCCCGAGUGCGGAAUGGAGUUUGUCCAGAUGCACCACCUGCGGCAGCACGCCCUCACGCACAAGGGAAUAAAAGAAUUCAAGUGCAAAGUAUGCAGCCGAGAGUUCACCUUGUCGGCCAACCUGAAGAGGCACAUGUUGAUCCACGCCAGCGUGCGACCCUUCCAGUGCCACGUGUGCUUCAAGACCUUCGUCCAGAAGCAGACCCUCAAGACGCACAUGAUCGUCCACUUGCCCGUCAAGCCCUUCAAAUGCAAGGUGUGCGGCAAGUCCUUCAACAGGAUGUACAACCUGCUGGGCCACAUGCACCUCCACGCCGGCAGCAAGCCCUUCAAGUGCCCCUACUGCAGCAGCAAGUUCAACCUGAAGGGCAACCUCAGCCGCCACACCAAGGUCAAACACGGCAUCGCCGAGGGCCACGAGCCGCCGCAAGACGCCGAAGCGCCGCGGGACUACGAGGAGGAGGAGAGCUUUGAAUUCGGCGAGCGACAGGACCGAGCAAACGGCAACGCGGGAGACGCCGCUCAACUUUCUCAAAUGGAGUAUUACGCCACGUACGCCAAGGGAGCCGCGCCGUGCAGUACGGCGUGAGUUAGCAAAGCCACCGCGAAACCAAGAUGAGGGAUGGAAAAUGGCUUUGCUUUUUCGCGGGGGGGAUUUCUUGGGUUGUUCUUCAGGAAACCAGCAUGGAGGCCAAAAAUGUGGAGGGGGAACACUUUGUUCCCCAAGCGGUGCUCAAUAAAGACAGAAUCCGAGUUCCGAU
Messenger RNA from Hippocampus zosterae (dwarf seahorse), 2263 nucleotides. Its product is annotated as zinc finger protein 710-like. The transcript has 5 exons. The record is from RefSeq and is a predicted model, not a curated record. Bases 211 to 2091 code for a protein of 626 amino acids. Lineage: Eukaryota; Metazoa; Chordata; Actinopteri; Syngnathiformes; Syngnathidae.